GUGUGCUGUCAGAAUGGUUACCAAUCUUACGUAAUAACAAAAGCAGCUGUCAAUAGAGUUCGAUCGAAAAAGAUUUUCACUGAAUUCUAUUUUGUAGCGUAAAAAGUUGUUUAAUUCGAAUCAUGUCUCUCGUGAAAAUAUUUUCCAUUGCAAAACACAGCAAUCGACUUGUACGCCCGGCUGCCGUGUACCGUUCGUACAGCAAUGCACCGAGGGCAACUGAAAUCAAGCCGGAGCAGUACUAUUAUGUAAACAAUCAAGAUCCGAGCAUGGAGAUGACCGAUAUUACGGACCGCGCAGCUCAGACUCUUUUCUGGACGGAGUUAUUUCGAGGAGCUGCAGUUACUUUGGCACACAUUUUUAAGGAACCGGCCACUAUUAAUUACCCCUUCGAGAAGGGUCCGCUGAGUCCACGAUUUCGGGGAGAGCAUGCCCUACGUCGGUAUCCUAGUGGAGAGGAACGUUGCAUCGCGUGCAAAUUAUGUGAGGCUAUUUGCCCGGCGCAGGCUAUCACCAUUGAGGCGGAAGAACGAGCCGACGGUAGCCGCAGAACUACGCGCUAUGAUAUCGAUAUGACGAAAUGUAUCUAUUGUGGAUUCUGUCAGGAAGCCUGUCCGGUAGAUGCUAUCGUCGAAGGGCCCAACUUCGAGUUUUCCACUGAAACGCACGAGGAGCUUCUGUACAAUAAGGAGAAGCUGCUCAGCAAUGGAGACAAGUGGGAAUCUGAAAUAGCGUCUAACAUAAACGCUGACUAUCUGUAUCGUUGAGUAUAAAAUAUUAGAAGACCGGAUUAGUGCGUCCGGUAUUUUGAUCAGAAGAAGUGGAAUAAAUUGUUGAAUAUUAACAA
Molecule: messenger RNA, 847 nt
Organism: Wyeomyia smithii (pitcher-plant mosquito)
Lineage: Eukaryota; Metazoa; Arthropoda; Insecta; Diptera; Culicidae
Gene: ND-23
Product: NADH dehydrogenase (ubiquinone) 23 kDa subunit
Exons: 3
Coding region: 123-767 (214 amino acids)
Biological process (GO): mitochondrial electron transport, NADH to ubiquinone; mitochondrial respiratory chain complex I assembly
Cellular component (GO): membrane
Molecular function (GO): NADH dehydrogenase activity; 4 iron, 4 sulfur cluster binding
Source: RefSeq, a predicted model, not a curated record